Molecule: messenger RNA, 4366 nt
Organism: Epinephelus lanceolatus (giant grouper)
Lineage: Eukaryota; Metazoa; Chordata; Actinopteri; Perciformes; Serranidae
Gene: aoc2
Product: amine oxidase copper containing 2
Biological process (GO): amine metabolic process
Cellular component (GO): plasma membrane
Molecular function (GO): quinone binding; copper ion binding; primary methylamine oxidase activity
Source: RefSeq, a predicted model, not a curated record
UGCACAUAGCAUCGCUCAUUGAUCUUCUCCUUUUCUCCAAGCCCGUGCGUAAUGGUAGAGCGCAGGAUGAACUCUCUAGUGAAAUGGGCGCUCAUCCUCUUUGUCCUCGUCUCCAUCAUUCUCAACAUUGUCCUGAUCGGCAUCCACUCCACCAGGGCACCCAAAUGCUCCGCUCAGCGUGUCCACCCGCUGAGGGGCAAGCACGACAAGCGCAGCCUCGUGUUCGCUGACCUCACCCGGGAUGAGUACCUGCAGGUCCAGCAGUACAUGCUCAAGCAGAAAGACUUGGACAUAUCCACCAGUCAGAUCACCAAGCCAUCUGAAAAUUUCUUGUUUUUAAUAGAUCUCUCUUUGCCCAAGAAGGCGGACGCGCUGGCUUACUUGGAUGAGAAAGGCAUCAAACCAGUGAGAGAGGCGACGGUGGUGGUCUUCCACGGCGCCCGAGGCUACAUUAAGGAGUAUGUAGUGGGGCCUCUUCCCAACCCGACAUACCACAGAGAUGUCACCACGGAGAGGUACAAGACGGAGCUUCCUAUCACCGCGCGCACGGUCACUAUUGGGGAAUACCAUUUGCUUUUCAAAUUUCUGGAUGGAGUCUUCUCUAAGUUGGGGAGGCUCAUGAAAGAGAGCUUCGACGUGGAUAAGGACAAGACUGUGAACGCGUUCGAGCAGAUGCCCCGUGGAGUCCAAUCCGGGGACAGAAAGACCUGGAUAGCUUUCUACAGGGAUGUGAGCGGCAUGUACAUCAACCCGGUGGGCUUUGAGGUACUGGUAAACCACGAGAGCUUAAACGCGUCUGAUUGGAAAGUGGAGCGACUGGUUUAUAAUGGCCAAUACUUCGACACCGUAGAAGAACUUAAACAGAAAUAUGACGCGGGAACUAUUAAGAAAAUAGUUUACAAGGAGCUGCCAGACUAUGGUUCAUUGAAACCCAAGCAGAAGCCUCUGCAGAUCGGCCCACAGCUGUUUUACGCAGAGGGGAAGCGCUACAGUAUCAGCGACAACCAUGUCCUGUACCUGGACUGGAGCUUCGCCUUCGGGCUCAGCUCUCUAACAGGCAUGAGGGCGUUUGAUGUACGUUUUAAAGGUGAGAGGAUACUCUACGAGCUGAGCGUGCAGGAGGCCAUGUCGGUGUACGGAUCAAUGACCCCGGGGAUGAUGAUGACCAAGUUUCUGGACUCCAGCAUCGGGAUAGGGCGCUUCGCACACGAACUGGUCCGUGGCGUGGAUUGCCCCCACGAAGCCACCUAUGUGGACACAUACCGCUACAUCGAUGUUCCAGCCCCGAUCAGAUUUAGGAAUUCAAUAUGCAUCUUUGAGCACAACAUGGGUCAACCCCUGCGAAGGCAUUUCUCUGACUUUUUCCACAAUAGUUACGGCGGGAUGGUAAACAGCGCCCUGGUGUUCAGAACGAUCACGGCUAUAGGGAACUAUGACUACAUGUGGGAUUUCAUCUUCUAUCAGAGCGGCUCAGUGGAGGCCAAGGUGCACGCCACCGGCUACAUCUCCGCUACUUACCUGGUAGAUGGUAGUCUGAAAUACGGACACCAGGUAGCGGAGAAGGUGCUGGGCAACAUCCACACCCACUUUAUCAACUUCAAGGUGGACCUUGAUGUGAUGGGAGUGAAUAACUUUUUCCAGACGAAAGACAUGGAAUAUGUCAAUGUGUCACUGCCAUGGAACAUUGACCGUUAUGCCAUGAUUCCUCAGCUGGUGGAGAAGCAGCUCAAAACAGAACAGGAAGCAGCUCUGCAUUACGGCAGAAAGACCGCUCGCUACCUCCACAUCGCCAGCAAUAAGACCAACCGCUGGGGUCACCAGCGCUCGUACAGGUUGCAGGUGUUCAGCUUCGCUGGGGACCACCUCCCAGAGAGCGAGCCAGAGGAGAAGUCCAUGUCCUGGGCCAGGUAUAAGGUUGCCAUCACCAAGCAUAAGGAUUUAGAGCAGACCAGCAGCAGUCUGUACAAUCAAAACAACAUGUGGACUCCAGCUGUCGACUUUAGCAAGUACAUUGACGACAACGAAAGCAUCGAAGACAAGGACCUGGUUGCCUGGGUGACCGCUGGGUUCCUCCACAUACCCCACGCCGAGGACAUCCCCAACACAGUAACUGUGGGCAACGGGGGAGGGGUCCUGCUGCGGCCCCACAACUACUUUGAUGAGGAUCCAUCCAUCCACUCUGCUGAUGCAGUGUACAUUAAGCCGGGCAGCGAGGACAGCUGUGACAACAACAGGAUGGCCUGCCUCGCCAAAGAGACCUGCAGCCCCGUUCUUGAACCCUUCACCUUCAACGGCUUCGAAGGAGUCAUGAAGUUCGAGGAUUAGGUCUGAUUUAUUUAGCACUGCUAGGUGUAAGCCCUGAUGAACUCAGAGAUAUACUUGGGUUUCAUUUGUCGAUCAAGCUUGUGUCAAUGUUAACAGUUUGGGACAGUAAAUAAUUUGUGCUCCAUGUGUUUUAAUUCUGCUCUGGGCAAGAAACUGAGUAAAGGAAUUUGUCAAUAUUUUGGAAAAUAUGCUAAUUUGCUCUGUUUCUGAAGAUCAGAGGCUGGGGGAAACAGCUAGCCUGGCUCUAUCCAAAUUUCAGAAAUAUGCACCUCUGAAACUUUGUAUUUAACAUGCUUUAAUCUGUGCCCAAACAGAAUUGUUAAAACAUUCUUUUUUUUUUGUUUUAAGUAAAGUUACAUGCUAUAACUAUUUCUUUCAAUACAAAACCUGGAAAUUAGUUAGCAUUCCAGCUCCUAGUUCCAUUGUCUCAAAGUCAGUGGGUUAGAUGAAUGGGUUUUUAGUUGGAUGCCAGAAUUAAGGUCUGUGGGUAACACAAGCUAAAGAGACUUUCACAUUUUGUUCUAUGACAUAAAAUACAUCAGUAAAUACCCGACUCAUGAAUUUUGAAGCUUUUAUGAGUCUUUAAAAAGGUGGUUGCUAACAAGUGGUUAAAUGAGGCUACAGAACGUCCUCAUGCUAAACAUGGCUUUACAGCCUCGUGGUGGUAGGGAUGUUAAGUCAUCUGAACCUGGUAUAGUUUGUUUAUAUCCUUACAUUAGCUUUUUACCUCUGGUGAGCAUUUAGGCUUCAAAAAUCAAAAAAGCGGUGUUCAUUUGUGAAGAUUAUUUUGCUGAACAAAAUGUGUAAAGACCUUUGCACACUGAAUCCAUUUUUUUUCUGAAGCAUUUUGUAAUCCAUCAUCCGGAAAAAAAACGUUAUGCAGAGAAAUCGUGCACACUGAUUCCAACGCAUUUUAUUGCUCUAUUUGUUGUGAAUAUGUAUUUGCAAUACAUGGCAAAAUGAAAAGACACAUUUCCUCUUUUGCCUCUGUCCACUGAAGUUACCAAUUUGGCUGUCACCACUCCCUCUCUGUCUUGCAUUUGACACCAGCUGCAUGAAGGGGCAGAGCUGUUCUCCCUCUAUGUCUCUCUGUCUGUGUGCGGCCCACAUCCUCCUCCUCUUCAUCAUCAUUCACCUGAAUAUUACUAUCUGACCUGUUGAAAGUGAGCUAUCUGAGUUAUAAAAUGAUUCUGUGCACCCUAUUCCACUGUCUUGUCAUGGCUGUAUCCCACCGCCACAUUUUCUUCAUUUAUUCUCGGUCAAACGUCCCUAAAGGCUUGUGUCCGAUGUGAAAAAGGCAGAAAAUCAAACCUGUUCCGAAAAUUUUAACGAUGGAUUAAAGUUUUGAACUAAGUGUGUGAACAUGAUUGAUACAGGUAUUUAUUUAUAGACGUGCGACUAUUUGACGGAAAAAACGGACUCAGUGUGCAAUCCAGUGAAAAAAUUCCAUAGACUUUUGAUGAGGGAACCAGGCCAAUGCCAACUUCCAUGUCAGCCUACAGAAAAACGCAAUCACUGGAGCACAGAUUUCUGAUUUUUUAAAUGCCUGCAUCAAUAUAAUUCAAAUGCAAAGGUGGAAAGUUCCCGCUUUUAUUGUGGUAAUCUUUAAAUAAUGUGCAUCAUAUCAAUUUAAAGAAUAUCAAAGUUGAAGCAAGAAUGCAGAAAACGAGGGAUUGUCUAAGGACAAGGACCUUCAGCUGCUUGAGUAGCAACUGGGAGUCAGUCAGCCCAGCCCAAACUACCCGCUGGAUAGGCAAACUUUCUGUAAAAUUUUAAAUGCUAAAAAUAAAAUUAAUAAGUGACAGUCAGUGUUGAGAUUAUGGCAGCUGCCACAAAUAAAUCAAUCCAUGGGAAUCACUGUAAGCUUAAUGAGCAGGGACAGCUAAAUGUAGCAGUUCAAGUUUACUUCAAAAAGUACAUUUUUAUUCAUUCUAUUGUACAUGUGAUAUACAUUAAAGUAAGAAAACUUUAUCUAAUAUGGCAAUUUUCCUAGAGCAAGGUCACAAAAUGCCUCACUGGAAUAAAAUUGUCAAAAAAAUAA